AUGAGUAACUCGCAUCAAUCCCUAUCCAACAACCAUGGUAGCUUUCUUUUGGGCGAUGUUCCAAAUCCUAACCUUUCAGACAAUGGGAGCUCCUCGAAUGGUGUGUCUGGAGUUACAUUGGCAGAUGUUUCAUCCAAUCCUGCACGCUCAUAUCCUUCGAUGGAGUAUCACGACCCUUGUGAAACAAAUCACGUCCUGGAGACCAAUUUGCCUUAUUCUCAAGGUGAUCUCUUAGCUCCAAAGCAAGGAGUAGCAGUAGAAGCAGCUUAUGGGAGCCCGAACUCGGAUCUCGUUGGGUGCGAGGCAGAUAAUGGAGAGUGUUUGGAUCCAAUAAUGGCUGCUUUGGAUGGCUCAGUGGGUUUAGAACCCAAUGCCAUAAACGAGUUGAUUCCUGGAGUCCAAGAUACCUUUUGGGAACAGUUCCUUGACGAGAGCCCAGUGAUUGGUGACACCGAUGAGCUAAUCUCAGGGUCAGUGGAAAAUAAUCUGAUAAUGGAGCAGCUAGAGUUACAAUCCAACCUGGGGAAUGUGUGGAGCAAGAAUCAACAAAUGAACCAUCUUACUGAACAGAUGGGACUUCUCACAUCUGACGCGCUAAUAAGGAAAUGA
Arabis nemorensis is the source of this 609-nucleotide messenger RNA. The record is from the annotation of a GenBank genome assembly. NCBI's taxonomy places the organism in Eukaryota, Viridiplantae, Streptophyta, Magnoliopsida, Brassicales, Brassicaceae.